Humulus lupulus (European hop) is the source of this 1008-nucleotide messenger RNA. RefSeq lists its product as uncharacterized. Gene Ontology annotation, molecular function: nucleic acid binding. Lineage: Eukaryota; Viridiplantae; Streptophyta; Magnoliopsida; Rosales; Cannabaceae. The annotation marks the transcript as partial. The record is from RefSeq and is a predicted model, not a curated record. The transcript is spliced from 5 exons. Gene Ontology annotation, biological process: DNA integration.
UCUCGGGAAUGUCAAAGAAGGUUAAAUCCAAAUAUGAAAGAAGUAGUUAGAGAAGAGGUCAUAAAAUUGUUAGACGUAGGUAUCAUUUACCCUAUUUCUGAUAGUCAAUGGGUUAAAAAUGCUUUUGUCUUUGAUAAUAAUUGCCAUGUUGCCUUUGAAAAAUUAAAAAAUUUGUUGACUACUGCACCCAUUAUCCGACCUCCUGAUUGGAAAAUACCUUUUGAAAUAAUGUGUGAUACUUCUGAUUAUGCUAUAGGUGCUGUCUUAGGACAAAGACUUGAAAAAAUACCUCAUGUAAUUUACUAUGCUAAAUUCGACUUAGAAAUACGUGAUAAAAAAGGAUCUGAAAAUGUUGUUGCUGAUCAUUUAUCUAGACUAGUUGUUGAAACUAUACAUGAUCCCACUCCUAUCACUGAAACUUUUCCUGAUGAACAAUUGAUGUAUAUUUCUUCAUUGCCUUGGUAUGCUGAUAUUGUUAAUUAUUUGGUCACUAAAGAAAUACCAUCUCAUUGGUCUAAGCAUGAUAAAUCUAAAUUUUAUUCUGAGGUGAAAAACUUUAUUUGGGAUGAUCCUUACUUGUUUAAAUACUGCCCUGAUCAAAUAAUUAGAAGAUGCAUUCCAAACUGUGAUCAAUCUAAAAUCAUAUCUUUUUGUCAUGAUCAUGCAUGUGGAGGACAUUUUAGUGUUGAUUAUGUGUCUAAAUGGGUUGAAGCUAUUGCAUGCCACACUAAUGACCACAAAGCUGUGCUUCGGUUUUUAAAAGAAAAUAUAUUUUCCCGUUUUGGUUCACCACGUGCUAUAAUUAGUGAUAACGGUACAUACUUUUGUAAUAAGUCAUUUGAACAUUUGAUGAAACAAUAUGGCAUUACACAUAAAGUCUCAACACUAUAUCACCCACAAACUAGUGGUCAAGUUGAAGUGUCUAAUAGGGAAGUUAAGCACAUUUUAGAAAAAACUGUGAAUGUUUUUCCACAUGGAGCUAUUGAAAUUGAAAAUCCUAAAAAUAGU